AUGAUCGCACCGGAGAACAUUGACGAUCGUGAAACAAGAGCUAUCUCAGGUAUCGUAGAUGGUGGUCGUUGGCUUGUUGUCAACACGACGCUCAAGAAACUGCAAGAAACACACGAGAUAACCAGACAGGAACGAUGGAAAAUGAAAGCUGAUGAUACCAACAUUGCACAAUUCUACGGACUACCAAAGGUGCACAAAGAAGGAACUCCGCUUAGACCAAUCGUUUCACUUCCGGGAACCCCGACUUACAAAUUAGCAAAAGACUUAUGGAGAAGAUUAAAACACUUAAUCUCCGGAUCGGAACACACAGUCAAUAAUGCAGGUCAGUUCCUACACAAACUACGGAACGUCAGUAUAGAAGACGAUGAAGUCAUGCUUUCAUUUGAUGUCACAUCGCUGUUCACUUCAAUCAACCACAACCUCGCCAGGACAACCAUAGCAGAACUGCUUCAGACUAAGCCCAACACGACAGGAACCAUGAAACCUGAAAGUAUAGGCAAACUGCUGGACUUUUGCAUGGAUACAUACUUUACCUUCGAUGGACAAAUAUAUCAACAGCUGAAAGGAACUCCAAUGGGAUCUCCAAUAUCAGGAUUUAUUGCUGAGGCGGUAAUGCAAAGGUUAGAGCAUGCGGUACUGCCGAUCAUCAAUCCAAAACUUUGGAUCCGCUACGUGGACGACACCUUUGUCAUCGUGAAACGGGAUUCAGUGCACGAGGCACAUGAACUGCUCAACACCACUUUUGAAGAUAUCAAGUUUACAAUCGAACUGGAAAGAAACAAUCGACUACCAUUCUUAGACGUUCUAGUGAACAGAAAGAUGGAUGGGACUCUGGAAACCUGUGUAUACCGGAAGGAGACUCAUACAGAUCAAAUCCUGAACUACAACAGCAAUCACCCAGUAAACCACAAGAAGAGCUGCGUCCAAACCUUGUUCAAGAGGGCGGAGACACACUGCAGCACCACAGAACUGCGGAAGAAGGAAGAAAACCAUCUACUCAGGGUAUUCCAGAACAAUGGAUAUCCAAGGAAUUUUAUCAAGAGAAGCUUGAAGAAGAAAACACCCCAACCACGGCAACAGCAAGAACAAGCCACCAGACGGGUAGUCCUGCCUUACAUCAGGAAUAUAUCAGAACUCGCGACCAGAUUAUUGGCUCAAAAAGGAAUAUUUGUGGCCCACAAACCGAAUGCCACCCUGAGGAAAUUAAUCUCUAGACCGAAGGACAACCCGGACAAAACCAAGAAGAACAGUGUGAUAUACCAACUCAACUGCGACAACUGCAUCAAAUUCUACGUCGGACAAACUGGGAGGAGACUAUGCACGCGAAUAAAGGAACACAACGCGGCCGUCAGGAGGCAUGACCCCCUGUCCUUGAUAUCCAUACACGAGGACCAAGAAGGCCACAAAUUCAACUUGGAAAACGCAGAAAUUUUGACCACAGAAAAUGAACCUGAUGUCGUGUUCUUGGGCGACUCGAUAUUACUUCAUAUGCAAUUCUCCCAGGUCUAUAAAACCUACAUCGUACCAUUACACUGCGUCAACUUCAGCGUCUACCAUGAUGAAACACAACAUGUACUUUGGCGGAUAGAGAACGGCGAAUUGGAUGGGUUUUCUCCUAAAGUUAUCGUUAUCAUGGUAGGUACGCACAAUGUUUCUCACACUCCGGAAGAGGUCGUACGGGGUAUUCUUGCUGUCGUUGAGAAGGCGAGGGAAAAGCAACCUCAAGCGGCCAUGAUCGUGAUGGAAAGCACAGUGUUGAUACUGAUACUUCACCUCCGUACAACCACUUCUCCUAAAGUUAUCGUUAUCAUGGUAGGUACGCACAAUGUUUCUCACACUCCGGAAGAGGUCGUACGGGGUAUUCUUGCUGUCGUUGAGAAGGCGAGGGAAAAGCAACCUCAAGCGGCCAUGAUCGUGAUGGGACUCUUACCUUGUGGUCGGGAUCCCAAUCCGAGACGGACCAAACACGAACAGAUCAACAAACUCCUCGCUGCAGAGCUCAGCCAACGUCCACAAGUAACCUUCUUAAGUCCUGACUGGGAGCAAUUUGUUCAGCCAAACGGCACAAUAUCUCACCGGGACAUGUUUGACUACCUGCAUCCAGCCGAGAAUGGCUACAAUAAGCUGGCCGAACCACUAAUUGAUGAACUACAAAACCUACUACAAACAUUCCUAAAAACGGAUGCUCCUUCCAACAGUGCCGUCGUCGAAGAGUCCUGAUUGCAACCCAUCCUACGCCCUGGUCUACUUCUUUUGAUGGUGCUUCUGGCGCUCUGUAAAUGAAACAUACACGACCACUUUUCCAUUGGCUUGAUUCAUUUCCCUCUAAAUGUAUUUUUCCUUUUGAGCAUCCUGCGCAGAUCACACACAUUUACUGAAAGCUACUCAACUUUUCAAACCAGCAUUUGCACGGUUUUCAUACAUGCAGGUCGAAUAAGAGUGCUUUGUUGUUUUCGGUGAUAGACUGUCAACGUGCUUAUCUUUGACUACCAGCGUUACUCAUCCACCCGCGGUUACCCACAUUCCCUCACCCUGUGUUUCAAGAUAACUCUUCGUUCGUAGGGUUGAAAGUUCCUCCAUCUGGAUGCUGCGGUCCUUUUCCCUGUGACACUUAUGCGCACGUCAUGGUUCCAUUAAUGUUAAGGCAUUUGUGAUAUCAUUCAACAUCAAUUUUGUUUUUAAUUUUUUUCCUAUCCAACCUCAUUUGGCUGUACAACCCGUCCGUACGCUCCCUCACUCACGUAUCGUGUCCGAAUGGUGGUUAGAAAUAUUGGGUUUGUUUGUGUGGUGUUUGGGUUUUUUUUCCGAUUCAGUCCUAAAUCAUUUCACUAUGGGCAAAACAAAUUUGAGUUCGUGUACCUUGACCAUAUAUCAUCCUGUCACUAUUCGAAAUGGCUCAUUGUUUAUAGCGUGAUUUCACCAAUCGAAU
Messenger RNA from Opisthorchis viverrini, 2929 nucleotides. RefSeq lists its product as hypothetical. The record is from RefSeq and is a predicted model, not a curated record. Bases 1 to 2220 code for a protein of 739 amino acids. The transcript has 8 exons. Lineage: Eukaryota; Metazoa; Platyhelminthes; Trematoda; Opisthorchiida; Opisthorchiidae.